AUGCAAGGCGUAAUAUCUAUGACUAAAUCGUUGGUGGUGUUGAUUGCUUUCUUGGCAGUUUUGACGAUAUUGUCACGGACUUGUAUACCCUGGUUUCUAAAACUAAUGAUAAGUUUGUCAUCCCAGACUAAUGAGCUUUAUCAAUUGGCUUCAGUGGCAUUUUGCCUACUCGUAGCCUGGUGUAGUGACAAGCUUGGUCUAAGUUUAGAGUUGGGUUCUUUUGCUGCUGGAGUUAUGAUAGCAACGACUGAUCUUGCUCAACACACUCUCGAACAAGUUGAACCUAUUUGGAACAUGUUUGCAGCUCUCAUUUUGGCUAGCAUUGGGAUGCUAAUCCAUGUUCAUUUUCUGUGGAACCAUGUUGAUAUCUUGUUUGCAUCAGUUAUAUUAGUGGUCGUUGUUAAGACUCUAGUAAUUUCUGGAGUUGUCAAGGGAUUCGGCUACAACAAUAAAACCGCAGUUCUUGUUGGGAUGUCUUUGGCACAAAUAGGCGAAUUUGCCUUUGUACUGCUUAGUCGUGCCUCAAAUCUUCAUAUCUUCAUCUUGUUGAGGGGAAAGUGUACUGCUGCUUCUUGGAACGACAGCUCUCAGUCUGGUAACCACCCCAUUGCUUUUCAAGUUAAUACCAGCAGUUAUGCACCUUGGCAUAUUGUUACGCUGGUUCUCACCUGA
Messenger RNA from Striga hermonthica, 672 nucleotides. The record is from the annotation of a GenBank genome assembly. NCBI's taxonomy places the organism in Eukaryota, Viridiplantae, Streptophyta, Magnoliopsida, Lamiales, Orobanchaceae.